Molecule: messenger RNA, 1847 nt
Organism: Dunckerocampus dactyliophorus (ringed pipefish)
Lineage: Eukaryota; Metazoa; Chordata; Actinopteri; Syngnathiformes; Syngnathidae
Product: sialic acid-binding Ig-like lectin 7
Exons: 5
Coding region: 299-1408 (369 amino acids)
Biological process (GO): cell-cell adhesion
Cellular component (GO): membrane
Molecular function (GO): integrin binding
Source: RefSeq, a predicted model, not a curated record
GUGUGUGUGCGUGUGUGCGUGUGUGUGCGUGGUGUCGUGUGGUGUGUGGUGUAAGUUCAGCCUUUGGGCAUGCAGUUACUAACUGUGUGAGUCAUCCUGUGCUGAGAAGAACGAGAAUUUCCCAAAAGAUCCCCUCACCCAUGUGCUGUUGAUGACCUGCAGAAACAUUCUUUCACCAUUUUGAUGCUUUCAGUCUCAGAGGGGAACGAAAGAAACUUUCACUUCUAGAACUAUUCACCAGACAGCCCUCGACUGCUCUGCAGUAGUCUUUCAUUGCUUUGACAACAAACUGGAAAUAAUGUUUUUCUGUUACAUGUUUUUGUCUCUUUUCUUUUUGGGCUUUCUGACGGACUUCCAUGUGUCCUGCUGUGAUGAAAACUGUGCAGACAAGCCUGUGUUCAGUGUGACCAGACUGGUGGUGGAGUUUGGCGCGUCGGCGUCUGCCAGCUGCUCCGUGUGCCAGAGUGCUUGCCACAACAAGCUGUUUGGUUUGGAAAAAUCCGUCGGGACAGAAAAACGAAACGGGACCACCAUUCUAUGGACCAUUGACAAAAUGAAUAAGUGGCCUUCAUCUGCCAUGUGCUACUACAACACUGGCAAUGGCUCCCAGUGCUGCAGCACCCUGCCAGUGCUCGUUUACCAGUAUCCACAAACAGUCAAUUUAAGUUUGCUCCAUCACAACGGACCGCUGCUUGAGGGUCAACAGUACACACUGUCCUGUGCAGUGGAGAAAGUGGCACCAGUUAAAAACCUUAUUGUGGAAUUCCUUGAAGGGCCCAGACUACUAGCACAGUACUGGUUCAAGAACAGCGUAGAGAAGAAGCCAACUGACAAGACGUUUAUGCACAAUAUCAACGCCAGCAAAGAAAAUGAUGGGGCUUCAUACUGGUGUCAAACCAAGCUGGAUCUCGGACCAGAGGGACCUCUCCAGCACCGUGUGGUGAAAUCUGGGACUGUCUUCUCCACUGUUCACUAUAAACCUUAUUUGAGAGGGCCAUCCCAUUCAGGGCUCAUCACCCUCAUGGUGGGAGAUUCGCUUCACCUCAACUGCUCUGCCGAGGGCAACCCGAGCCCCUUGUACACAUGGACUUAUUCGUCUGCCACUCUUUCCCCUUUCACUGGCGACGUUUUCUCGGUGGCCUCUGUGAGCAUGGAGCAUCAAGGACAGUACAUCUGUUCUGCCAGCAACAGCAUGGGGACGACCAGUGUCCACUUUAACGUGGAAGUACAAGCCAACUACAUGUAUAUUAUUUUAGCCGUGGCUGCAGCGGUUGUCGCUCUUGUGGUCCUCGUCUUCAUCACUGUGUACGUCCAUUACUACAGACUUAAUAAGACCGGAAAGUACAACCUGAAAGACGUGUUCCGUUUUCAUCAGCGACACGUCGCCUUGCCUGACGGGGAGUUGUAACAUGGAGGUAUGAAAGGGUCAACUAGCUGUUACUGUCCCUCUAACUGUGCUUUUAUUGAUCUGUAAGUUGUCUCAUUGAAAGUACUGAAGUCAAUCACGGCACAAAUCACAUUCAAUCAUUGUCCAUAUUCCUGUCCUGCAUGAAAGAUUUGGUUGUUUUGUUGAUUUCUGUGUUAAUAAUAUAGCACAAGAGCACACUAUGAUCAAACACAGUGAUAGUCUGCACACAGGAUCUGCCAUGUAUUUGUUUGCGUGCAAUUUUAUGUUUGUUUGGUUUUUUAAAUAUAUAUCCACUGGAAAUUUAAAAGCAUUUAAAAUUCUGUGAAAUUUUGCUGGGCACUUGUCAUCAUAAGAUAAACGUCAUCCUUGUUAUGUCUUGGAUCAGAAGCUGUGAGAUCAGAUAACAUUUUCUGUAGCAUUUAAAUGGAUAAAAAAACAA